AUGCCCGACAUCGACUUUCCCGACGCCGAUGCUGAGGAUCCCACCGUCGAUGACGACGAUGACGACGAUGACGACGAAACCGGCACCCCGGAAGAUGAGCCCCUCGCCCUCCCUUCCGACUUCACUGCCGUCGAGCGCGACGACCUCGGACUGCAGGCACUGGCCACCGUCGAACGCCGUAUCCGCGUGGGGCAUGCUCACGACCUGCUGGACGGCAUAAAGCAAUCGCUGAACCAUCAAGGUGCUUUCCUGCUCGACAAGCGCAAGCACGCGAGGGGCCAGAAGGACAACACGCGCUCACAAUCACAAGUUAAUGCCGCAGUCGCGCGGACGCGUAACAUCGCUGGGAUGUACAACUACAACCGCGACCGCUUGAUCGCGCUGAGCCGCGAGGAGUCGGACGUUCUUCCAUGGAUCAAUCUUGACACCGAUCUCAAGGGCAAAAAUUGGAACAAAGCACGUCAGCUUGGAGAUAGUCGGGAGGAGCAGAGUUGGAUAUGGACGGUGGUUCCUCCGUGGAGCAUGCUGACAGCUAUGUUUGCAGUUGAUCGCGUGCAAUGGUUCCGAGCCAAGGCGGAGAUGACCCGAGCGAACGAAGAAGUGAACAAACUUCAUGCCGAGUUCAAGCGGACGAUCCUCGGCUUCAAGAACAUGUCAAAUGCAUGGGAGGCGGUCUCGACGCAGCAGAUGUUGUCGCGCGGGGCGCAAGCGUAUGCGAGGAAGAAGGCAGAUAUCUUCAGCAAGAUGAGUCUACAGUGUGCGAACGCCUUCGCGAGCACACGAAGAGACCACGAAGAGAAAUGGGAUUAUGCUAAGGUGAAUCAAGCAUUAUGCAAUAACAAACGACUGAUCCUGUCCUGCUCAGGUCGUGACCGAACAACCGCACCAGGAGGGUGA
Messenger RNA from Rhodofomes roseus, 897 nucleotides. RefSeq lists its product as uncharacterized. Bases 1 to 897 code for a protein of 298 amino acids. The transcript is spliced from 2 exons. Lineage: Eukaryota; Fungi; Basidiomycota; Agaricomycetes; Polyporales; Fomitopsidaceae. The record is from RefSeq and is a predicted model, not a curated record.